CGGCGAGUGACGUCACCGAAUGUUGUUGUCGGGGCGGGCGGGGCCCCGCUGCAAAGAUGGAGGGGCGGCGGGGCGCGCGCGGGGCGGCGCGGCCGGGCACCGCGCAGGGCUCCUGGGCGGUGCGGGCACAGCCCCAGUGCCUCGGCCGGCGCUGACGGCAUCUCCGGACACCUGCCUCUCUGCACCCCCCCCUCCACCGCUGUCACCCGUCAGCCACCAUGGACCCCCAGAGCGACACAGAGGGGGGGUCCAGCCGUGAGCCCUCGCUGGAGCUCCUGUCCCGUGCCCAGCUCCAUGCUGCGCUCCCUGCCCCAGGGGUGGAGGGGCCAGCGGAGGCGUGCGGGGAGUGCCGGGGGCCAGGGCUGGAUGCAGCGGCGCGGGAGCGGCAGCUGCAGCGGGAGCUGCUGGCCCUCAAGCAGCAGCAGCAGCUCCAGAAGCAGCUGCUCUUCGCCGAGUUCCAGAAGCAGCAUGAGCACCUCACCCGCCAGCACGAGGUCCAGCUCCAGAAGCACCUCAAGCAGCAGCAGGAAGUGCUGGCUGCCCGCCGGCAGCAGGAGCUGGAGCAGCAGCGGCAGCGGGAGCGGCAGGAGGCCCUGGAGCAGCAGCAGCGCCUGGAGCAGCUGCACGCCCUGCGCACCAAGGACAAGAGCCGUGAGAGCGCCAUCGCCAGCACGGAGGUGAAGCUGAAGCUGCAGGAGUUCCUGCUCAGCAAGACGAAGGAGCCGGGCACCGGCCCCCCCAACCAUUCCCUCCCCCAGCACCCCAAAUGUUGGGCUCACCACACCUCGUUGGACCAGAGUUCCCCCCCCCAGAGCGGCAGCCGGGGACCCCCCCCCUCCUACAAACUGCCCCUCCUCGGCACCUACGACGGCCGGGAUGACUUCCCGCUCCGCAAAACCGCCUCCGAACCCAACCUGAAAGUGCGCUCGCGGUUAAAACAGAAGGUGGCGGAGCGGCGGAGCAGCCCGCUGCUGCGGAGGAAGGACGGCACCGUCAUCAGCACCUUCAAGAAACGAGCCAUCGAGAUCACGGUGUCCUCGGUGUGCAGCAGCGCCCCGGGCUCUGGGCCCAGCUCCCCCAACAGCUCCCACAGCGCCAUCGCUGAGAACGGCUUCACCGGCUCCGUCCCCAACAUCCACGCUGAGCAGCUCCUGCCCCAGCACCGAGCCCUCACCCUGGACGGCACCAGCCAGCUCAGCCUCUACACGUCCCCGUCCCUGCCCAACAUCUCCCUGGGGCUGCAGGCCACUGUCACCGUCACCAACUCCCACCUCAACGCGUCCCCCAAGCUGUCCCCGCAGCAGGUGGAGGCCGAGCGCCCGGCGGUGGCCACGCUGCGUCCCGGGGCCGCCCUCAGCGGCAAGUUCCUGAGCACUUCGUCCAUCCCGGGCUGCCUGCUGGGGGUGGCCCUGGAGGGGGACCCCCCCGCCGGCCCCGCGUCCCUGCUGCAGCAUGUCCUGCUGCUGGAGCAAGCACGGCAGCAGAGCACCCUCAUUGCCGUGCCACUGCACGGGCAGUCGCCGCUGGUGACGGGGGAGCGUGCGGGCAGCGUGCGCACGGUGAGCAAGCUGCCACGGCACCGGCCCCUCAGCCGCACGCAGUCGUCCCCCCUGCCCCAGAGCCCCCAGGCGCUGCCCCACGGCGCCCUGCCCCACGGCGCCCUACAGCACCACUUCCUCGACAAGCAGCAGGUCCAGCUGGGCAAGCUGCUCCCCAAGCCGGGGGAGCUGGCGCGGCAGCCCCCCACCCACCCCGAGGAGACGGAGGAGGAGCUGACAGAGCAGCAGUCGCCCCCGCCGGGGGAUGGGGUGUCCCCCGGUGCCCCCCUUGCCCUCACCUCCGCGGAUGCCGGGGACUCCCCGGAGCGGCUGCAGGACCCCGAGGGCUGCGGGGUGCCCUGCGACGAGCCAGGUGACAGUGGGGACGAGGCUGAGAUCCCCGGGGUCCCCGAUGCUGCUGAGCUGGGCGUCACCUACAAACAGGUGUUCCCCGAGGCGCAGCUGCAGCUGUAUCCUGCCACCUCCUUGGGCAUCCUGGCGCUGCCCCACCCAGCCCUCGCCCGCACCCAGUCGUCCCCCGCCGGUGCCGGCAUCAAGCCCCCUGCGCCCGACGGGCCCCCAAAGCACCUCUUCACCACAGGCGUGGUGUACGACACGUUCAUGCUGAAGCACCAGUGCACCUGCGGGAACACCAACAUCCACCCUGAGCACGCCGGCCGCAUCCAGAGCAUCUGGUCCCGCCUGCAGGAGACUGGCCUCCUUGGCAAGUGCGAGCGUAUCCGGGGCAGGAAGGCGACACUGGAGGAGAUCCAGACAGUGCAUUCGGAGCAUCACACGCUGCUCUAUGGCACCAGCCCCCUCAACCGUCAGAAGCUCGACAGCAAGAAGCUCCUCGGUCCCAUCAGCCAGAAGAUGUACACGGUGCUGCCGUGCGGGGGCAUCGGGGUGGACAGUGAUACGGUGUGGAAUGAGAUGCACUCGUCCAGUGCUGUGCGCAUGGCGGUGGGCUGCCUGGUGGAGCUCGCCUUCAAGGUGGCUGCCGGAGAGAUCAAGAAUGGCUUUGCUGUCAUCCGCCCCCCAGGACACCACGCAGAGGAGUCCACAGCCAUGGGCUUCUGCUUCUUCAACUCGGUGGCCAUCUCUGCCAAACUGCUCCAGCAGAAGCUCAGCGUGGGCAGGAUCCUCAUCGUGGACUGGGACAUCCACCAUGGGAACGGCACCCAGCAAGCCUUCUACAGCGACCCUGACGUCCUCUACAUCUCCCUGCACCGCUAUGAUGAUGGCAACUUCUUCCCAGGCAGUGGGGCGCCCGAGGAGGUGGGCAGCGGGAUGGGAGUGGGCUACAACAUCAACAUCGCCUGGACCGGUGGCGUCGACCCCCCCAUCGGGGACGUGGAGUAUCUCACUGCCUUCAGGACCGUGGUGAUGCCCAUUGCCAACGAGUUCUCCCCAGACAUGGUGCUGGUCUCGGCUGGCUUCGAUGCUGUCGAGGGUCACCUCUCCCCACUCGGUGGCUACUCCGUCACCGCCAAAUGUUUUGGCCACUUGACAAAGCAGCUGAUGAUGCUGGCGGGGGGCCGGGUUGUGCUGGCGCUGGAGGGGGGGCAUGACCUGACAGCCAUCUGUGAUGCCUCGGAGGCCUGCGUCUCCGCUCUGCUCGGCCUGGAGCUGGAGCCCCUGGAUCCAUCCCUCCUACAGCAGAAGCCAAAUGUGAAUGCGGUGGCCACCCUGGAGAAGGUCAUAGAGAUCCAGAGCAAGCACUGGGGCUCGGUGAAGCGCUUCGCGGCGGCGGUGGGCUGCUCGCUGCUGGAGGCGCAGAAGGGGGAGGCGGAGGAGGCUGAGACGGUGACAGCCAUGGCCCUGCUCUCGGUGGGCGCCGAGCAGGGGGGUGCCAACCCCCAGCCCAGGCCGGCGGAGGAGCCGAUGGAGGCUGAGCCGGCGCUGUGACCUGCCAUCCCCCAGCUGAGGUUUUUUUUCUGUUUCUGAAGAAGAGACACCAAGAAGAGAAGAGAAACACACACACAAAAAUCACAUUUAAAAGAAAAAAAAAAACCCAACACAUAAAGGGGGAAAAAAAAAAAAAAAAGAAAAAACCCCAAACAACUGAAAUGGAAGAAACCAGGAGGAAAAACAGAAAAAAGAAGAAAAUAUUUUCUUUUUCUAUUAAAAAGAGGAGAAAAUCACAAAAAAAUACCACCCCCCCGUCCCGUUGGACCCCAGCUCCACGCAGUGUUUGCGGUUGUGUCUCUCGUGAAGCAUCAGUUCCACCAGCACUCCCGCCCCCUCUGUCCGUCCCUCUGUCCGUCUGUCCAUCCGUUGGAUUUUCCCAUCGCUGCCUGCCCGCCCCCCUGCCCCCCCCCCCCGCCCCCGGGCCCGCAGCGGCUCCUCUUUUUUUUUUUUUCCCCGAAGAUUUUUUUUUUCCUUCUUUUCUCUCUCUUUUUUUUUUCCCCACCCCACCACCCCCCCACUUGUUCCCUCCCCAGCUCCAGUGUCCGUCCGUCCCCCAGGGAAAGGCGAUGGGAAAUAUUUGUGCCUUUAAUUAAAUCUUUUUUUUUUUUUUUUUUUUUUAAUGCCUUAAUUUCCCUGUGAUUUUUUGGGAUUUUUUUUCUUUUAUCUUUUCCCCCCUUUGACAUCCCUGUAUCAGAGUGGGACGCAAGACAUAGGGGACAAGCCCCGUUCCUGUCCCUUUGUCACCCUGGGUCAAUGGGUGAUGGAUCCCAGCACCACCACUGGGAUAAAACUUUGUCUGCUCUUAAAAAGAGAGGAGAAAAAAAGGAAAAAAGACACACACACACGCAAAAAAAAAAAAAAAAAAAAAAAAAAGGAGGAAAAAAACCCACUUGAUUUUCCUGUUACUUCACCAGCCAGAGGGGACUUGGAGCGAUCUUAGCUUUAAAAGAGGGAGAGAGAAAAACCCACACAAAACAAAGGUAUAUAAUUUUAUUACAGAUGUAUUAUUUAAUAGUAUUUUUUUAAUGGGUGGGUCCCGGGGCGGAGGGGGAGGAUGGGGACAGCGCUUCGUGUUUUAAGUUAUUCCUGGGGGUUUUGGGUUGGCUGCAGGGCAUCCCCAAAUCAGGGGGGUGGUGGCGGAGAUGGGGGUGAGCAUGUGCCCUGUCACCUCCGGCGGCCCUGGAGGCGGACCCUGGCUCAGAGCAACAGGUGGGGAAGGAGGAAAGGGGUGUCACUGGGGGUGACCCCAGCCCGGUUGUCCCCAACGCUAAGGACAACACCUUGCCCCAAGGUGGGGCUCUGUUGGGUGGCAGUGUCAGCCCAGGACCCUUCCCAUCCCUCCCCUUUAGUAGUGGGUGGGUCACAGCCCACAGCCCCCCAUCCCAGGAGGGAGAAACACCUCACCUAGAAACCAACCACCUCCCGGGGGGGGGGGGGCGAGGGGUACCGGCCCCCCGGCAGUGAGGCUGUCUUGCUUUGGGCUGGUGUCUGUGUCCCCCUGCCCUGUUCCCCCCCAGCCCUGCCUCGGUUUCUUUUCUGUCUGUCCGACGCCCGCUCGCGCGCUCUUGAUAUGGUUUUCAGUUGAGUAUUUUGUAAGAUGUUACCGAUGUUCGUCCUUGUAUAAAUAAAACUGUUUCUGGCAAUA
Messenger RNA from Falco peregrinus (peregrine falcon), 5094 nucleotides. It is a transcript of the gene HDAC5, whose product is annotated as histone deacetylase 5. Lineage: Eukaryota; Metazoa; Chordata; Aves; Falconiformes; Falconidae. Gene Ontology annotation, molecular function: histone deacetylase activity. Gene Ontology annotation, cellular component: histone deacetylase complex. Gene Ontology annotation, biological process: chromatin organization; negative regulation of transcription by RNA polymerase II. The record is from RefSeq and is a predicted model, not a curated record.